Molecule: messenger RNA, 537 nt
Organism: Dreissena polymorpha
Lineage: Eukaryota; Metazoa; Mollusca; Bivalvia; Myida; Dreissenidae
Exons: 2
Coding region: 11-418 (135 amino acids)
Source: RefSeq, a predicted model, not a curated record
CCAAUGGGAGAUGAAAGUCGACUUAGGGAGGAAGUUGGUCUUUCCCGAGAUUGUCCAAACUACACUGAGGCCUGACAUAGUGAUAUGGUCCACCAAACACAAGAAGCUGGUGACCAUUGAACUCACCGUCCCAUGGGAAUCAAGGUGCGACAUGGCAUAUGAGCGGAAGAAAGCCAAAUACACUGAUCUCUUAGACCAGUGCAGUUCCCGCGGUUGGAAAACAUGGCUGUUCCCGAUCGAAAUUGGCGCCAGAGGCUUUCCCGCACAAUCACUGUGGAGGAUGCUAAGUGCCCUAGGAAUCAGGGGAGGAGAGAGAAAGAGGGCUGUUGGGAGACUAGGUCAAGCAGCAGAGAGAGCGUCCAGUUGGCUAUGGAUUAAGAGGGAGGAGAAGAGCUGGCAGCUAACCACUGACCCGUAGUGCCUGAUCAGCACUGCGGUUCCACCGCCCGGAGAGUGUCCUGGGAUUAAAGGAUGAAACACUUGUUGAUGGGCGGCUCCCAGCUGAUGAGUCAGUGGUUUCGUGCAGCACAGACUGUA